Molecule: messenger RNA, 593 nt
Organism: Eutrema salsugineum
Lineage: Eukaryota; Viridiplantae; Streptophyta; Magnoliopsida; Brassicales; Brassicaceae
Exons: 1
Coding region: 73-438 (121 amino acids)
Source: RefSeq, a predicted model, not a curated record
UUGCGUUCAUAUUGUUUUAUAAACUCUUUAUCUUAUCGAAUUAUCUCUUACCAACUAUCAUUCUUCUCUCAAAUGGGUUGCUUGAUUUCUCCUGUAAUGAAACUCCGUCGUCUAUCCUCGGCUGAUUCGCGGCGGUUUGCAUACCGGAAUCUGACCGAUGAUAUGGAAGAUUCGGUCAUAAAGGUGGUGGUAGGGAAGGAGAAGAAGGCGUUCAUGGUCGAACCGUACGUACUUGAAGAGACACCGUUUAGAGUCUUGAUUGGUUCGGUUAAGGAUCGUACCAAGAACCGGUUAAAUCGGACUGGGAGAGUGGUGUGGCUUGAUCAUGUCGACUCGAUCUUGUUCGAGCACUUGCUGUGGCUUCUUCAAAACGAUGCCUCUACAUUCUCGGAUAUGGAUGUCGUCGAGAUCAUUGAUUUCUAUGCUCAAGAUUGCUAGAGAAAUAAAAUCUUGAUCCACAUCACAUGGAGUUACAUGUAUUUAGUGAAAAUAUGAACCCUUUCUCUUUUAACGAAAAUAUAAAGUUAUGAACCAUUUACAAAACUUUUAACACGUGUAUUUGUGAUGCGUAAGAUGUCUCUAUACUUAUAUAC